AUGGCUGAUGAACUUGCCAAAGAAGAAAUCCACCCCUCUGUAAUUGACGCUGCCAAGGCGUCUUUUGGUCGGGAUCGGCCAAUGACGGAUGAUGUCCGACCAGGAGAUUUCUUCGAUGACCCAGACUACCUAGAGACAUUGCCCCACGAGGCGAAAGCCCUGAUAUGCGCUGUGCAAGAGGCAGGAGACCAUCCCGACCGGCCUGGGCUGUGCCAUAUUCAAUCUGAGCUUGCCUUUACACGAUACCAACAGAGUCAGAGUGAAGACGAUCUUUCUAUGGCACUUGCUCUCGAGGCCUUGUCUCUCCGCUAUGUACCAGCUCAACACCCUGGUCGAGGGAAGUCCAACCACCAUAUGGGCGACUUGUAUGUACGAAAAUGGAAAACACAUAAAAAUGAUGUGACUCUGGAUGAGGCUAUCAGGCAUUACAAGUUAGCUCUUCUUUUUGCCCAGGAGAAAGACGAGGUACUUUGCGAGUGGGCUUGCGACCUUGCGGUGGUGCAACUGGAGCGCUAUAAGAAGACCAAGCAGGUCAGCGACAAAAAGGAAGCACAUCGGUAUUUUGAUAGGGCUAUUGAGCUUGCCGGACAGCUACCUGUACGAGCACGACAUAUUUCCAACAAAGGCCACUUCUUGUACUUGGUUGUAUCUGGCAGCGACAUAGAGAGAGAGGCGCAAUUAACAGAGUCGAUCGCAGUCCAUCAGGAGGCAAUCCAAUUUUGCGACAAUAAUCCGGGUCUUUCGUCCCCGCCCCAACUCCCAUAUGGCAUGAUUUAUCGCAAUGCGGGCCUUGCUUACAUAGCACGGUUCUCCAUAGCCAAAGGAGGCAAUGACGGCAAAAGAGGGUCGUCAUUAAUCGAAACGGCACUGAGCUACGAAAAGGCAGGCGAUGGCCACUGGGAAGACUUUACAAAUGAGCUUGCCAAUGCCCAAAAGCUAAUCGCGCAGGCUUCGGGAGAUUUAGACCCGGAUGAAAUAGCAUGCGAUGUAUGGCGAAGAGCCAUUGAAAUCAGUCCAACUGCCAUUACCCCCAGAAUACAUUUGGCAAGAUCCUAUCACGAAAGGGCAGGGAAUUUGGUUGAUCAAAGUCUUGCACAAGAACUUCUGCAGCGAGCUAGAGGCCUUGCUGAAGACACCAUUCGAAGGCUGCCACCCGGGCACCGAAAUACCGGACUGGCUUUUAGCUGCUGCGCUUUAGUGCACUAUUCUUUGUAUGAUGUGCGGGGUGAGGUGACCGAUAUCGAUGCAGCCAUCGAGUGUGCUAAGAAAGCCGUCCGCGAUGAGAAUGACGUGAACCUAUGGGACCGGUACCGCCUGCUUGCUCAAGUGCUUAUUUUGAGAUAUGAACGCUUGAACAAUGGAAUUGAUAUGCUAGAUGCCAGUGCUGCAGCUAUGAUGGGCCUCUCCAAAUGCCCACCAGAAGAUAUUCAAAGCAAAGCAGAGUGCAUAUGGGUAGCCGCUAAAAUAAGUCGGGCGAAUUAUGACCAAACUCGAGAUCUGGAUGUGCUUAAGAAAACUUGCGAUGGACUUUCUGGAAUAAGCCGGCUUAUGUCGAAAGGCUCUACAUCAAGGGCAUUGCUCUUGAAUGAUUUGGGUAAUGCAUACACCCAGCUCUUCAGCCAUGAGGCAUUGCCUUCGCAGCUAGAGCAGGCAAUCGAUGCAUACGGAGAAGCAUUGUCAGAGUUGAAGAGUCUCCAUGGGAAUGAACAACACCCCAAUAUUUUCAUGCUUAACGCUGCUCUUGGGAAUGUCAUGACUCAAAGAUUUCUCCAUUGGAAGGCCACUGCCGACAUUGAAUCAGCAAUUAAGUACUAUCAGAGAAGUCUUUCGAAGAUUGACAGACGCAACCCAAGAUAUUCUAUUCGUGUGGUAAACCUCUGUUACGCGUUACAGCUCCGCUUUGACGUCAAAAGAGAUCUCAAAGAUUUAAAAGAGGCCCAAAAAGUACUACACUUGGCUCUAGAGGAGGCAGCGCCACUAAGCGUUGAGACAAAGAAAGGGCUAUCUAUGCACUUGGGGAAUGUCUAUCAGUUCACAUUCAAAGUUACCGGCCAGCGGGCUGACUUGGAGAACGCCAUAGAUCAGUACAACAAGGCUUUAGUGAUAGAUGGUGCAUCUUCCGCUUCAACACAUGGAAUGACCUUACUCAACAAAGCCGUUGCACUCCAACAACUUGCUCUGAUGACUGGUAGUAUUUCCGACUUUAAAGCCAGUGAAAAGACGUUUGAAAAUGUCGAAAAACUGUUUAGUGAAGACGAUCCAAAUUUUUGGAAGGCUGUCUUGAACCACGCCAAUCUAAUCAAAGCCAGGUAUGAGCGAAAGUUGGGAGCAAAUGUCGAAGAGGACGCGUUCCAGGCGCUAGAGAAGUAUGAGAAUCUUGCACGCAUGGCAAUCAUUCCGGCAUCGGUACGCAUUAGUGUAGCAUCUAUAGCAGCCAAGCUUGCUACCGAUGAGCUGAAUGAUCCGCUAAGAGCUCGAGACAACAUUCUUAUAAGUCUCAAGUUGCUUCCAGAAGCUAUUCUAAUGCACGAGAGUCGAUUGAAACAGUUGGAGUUUAUCAGAGAAUACCAGCUCAUUCCAGGGGCUGUCGCUUCUUUGUCACUCAGCGCUGGAGACCCCCCGAGUACCGUGAUUCACCGUCUUGAGGCUGCUCGUGCCUUCAUCUGGGAUCGCAUCCAAGAUCGACCAACUCGAAUUGAUGAUCUGUUAGUUGAGCAGCCGGAACUAGCUGAACGGUUCCGCACAUUGCAGCAACGAAUGUUUCAUCAAACUCGCAACUUUGAACGGUCAAAUACUACUGAUCUGACAUCUGUCGGUUUGGACGAUGUAGACAGAAUGCAUAAGCACCACAAUACGGACUCCUACCGCGAGGUAAUUGAGCAGAUUAGAGCACUUCCCGGCUUUAGCUCUUUCUUGAAGAUUCCGGAUAGUUCUGCUGACAUCCAAUCGUACGCUCAUGAUGCCCCCAUUGUCUUUAUCAACGUCACUGCAUAUCGGAGCGAUGCUAUAGUGAUCUCAAGAGAUGAUGUUCACCAGUUGGCUCUCCCCGAUUUCAAUAUGGAACAAGUAAAGGCAUACUUUAUGCGGUUUGCGAUAGCACUGCAUCAUCUCGGUAACGCGCAGAAUCAGGUGGAGGCACUAUCCGAGUACCAGGAAGUGAUGAAGUGGCUCUGGGAAUCAGCAGCGAAGCCAGUGUUGGGCAUCAUAAACUGGGGCAAAUACGAUCUAGGACCAUUUGGAAAGCCUCGAAUCAUAUGGGCGUCCAUCGGAUGGCUUAGCGUCCUUCCGAUCCAUGCCGCAGGAGACUUCGAAACUCCAACAUCAUCUGAUAGCAACGAGCCAAGAUGCGUCCAUGAUGUUGUUGUAUCUUCAUACACAAACUCUUUGAAGGCUCUAGACUUUACCAGACAUAUCACUAAGCAACGCAAAGACAAAUCACGGUCAAGCAACAGUCCACAGGCCCUCAUUGCAGCUAUGGCAACAACCCCAGGCUUUGGCCCAGAAGCCGAUCUAACUGUCGAGCCAGAGAUCAGUGCAAUAAGAAAUAUUAUGCUUCCAUUAGUCAAUGUCGAAGUUCUCAUGCAGCCCAGUUCCGCCACAAUCAAGGCAAAAAUCACUCCUGAAACAGCCAUCCUACACUUUGCCUGCCACGCUCGGGCUGACGACAAAGAUCCAUCACGAAGUGCCAUCCUGUUGCAGGAUCACCAGACUAAGCCAUCCCCCUUCUCAGUGAGAACUAUUCUAAACCUUGAUUUGAAAGCAUGUGAGCUGGUUUAUCUAUCUGCAUGCGAGUCAGGACUAAGUAAAGUUCUAUCCUUGCGGGACGAAGGGAUUCACAUUGCAGGCGCAUUCCAUAUAGCUGGGGUGUCGCAUGUAAUCUCUACGCUGUGGAAGGUAUCUGAUACUGUUUCUGCGGAGCUUGCUGAAUUGUUUUAUCUAAAUUUGAAGGGGCCUUCAUGUGACUGUUUGGAUUCUGAGAGGGCACCGUAUGCUCUUCAUGAGGCAAUCGGGGAAAUGAGACAAAAAGGGGUACACCCUAUUUUUUGGGCCGCUUUCGUUCAUUCUGGCCCUUGA
This is a messenger RNA of Penicillium longicatenatum, 4074 nucleotides long. Its product is annotated as CHAT domain-containing tetratricopeptide repeat protein. The coding region runs from base 1 to 4074 and encodes 1357 amino acids. Gene Ontology annotation, molecular function: protein binding. The record is from RefSeq and is a predicted model, not a curated record. NCBI's taxonomy places the organism in Eukaryota, Fungi, Ascomycota, Eurotiomycetes, Eurotiales, Aspergillaceae. The transcript has a single exon.